GAAUGCAACACAUGCACGUGGGCGGAGUUUUAUUUUCAUAUAGACAGAAGAGGUAGCGUUUUAGGAAGCGGAGAUCUGUAAAAGAAGGAUGAGUGGAGGAACAUGCAUGCGCAGAAGAGGGGGGCCUUACAAGACCCCUCCAGCCACUGACCUCACAUGCUGGCGUCUUUCAUGCUCAGAGGGAAGGCAAACAUGGCGUUAUGUGGAGGAGGAAGAUCGGAAACAGACUGCGUUGGAGGCUCAUUCUUUGGGGCUGGAUACGAGUAACAUACUGAAGGAUCUGCCACAGCCACAAACAGCAUACGAUGGAGCUUAUAAUGGAAUCACAUUUUACUCAGCUUUACAAGCUGAGGAUGGACAUUGGGCUGGAGACUACGGUGGUCCUCUGUUUCUGUUACCAGGUCUACUCAUUGCUUGUCAUGUGACAAAAACUCCAUUGCCUGAUGCCACAAAGAAGGAAAUGGUUCGAUACCUGCGCUCCGUCCAGUUACCAGAUGGAGGAUGGGGUCUGCACAUUGAGGACAAGAGCACAGUUUUUGGCACAGCUCUAAGCUACACCUCCCUUCGCCUCCUUGGGGUGUCACAGGAUGAUCCAGAUUUGACCCGAGCUCGGAAUAACCUGCAUAGCAAAGGUGGUGCUGUUGGUAUUCCUUCUUGGGGGAAGUUCUGGCUAGCAGUACUGAAUGUUUAUAGUUGGGAAGGCAUGAACACCCUAUUCCCAGAAAUGUGGCUCCUGCCUCAGUGGUUUCCAGCUCACCCCAGUACACUUUGGUGUCACUGCCGACAAGUGUAUCUGCCUAUGAGUUAUUGUUAUGCUACUAGACUCAGUGCUCAUGAAGAUGACCUGAUCCGCAGUCUGAGACAGGAAUUGUAUCUAGAAGAUUACAGCAGAAUUAAUUGGCCAGCCCAGAGGAAUAAUGUUGCUAGCUGUGACAUAUAUACUCCACACAGUACUUUGCUUAACAUUGCCUACGCUUUUAUGAAUGUAUAUGAGUCCUACCAUAUCUCUGCUAUCCGGCGCCGUGCAGUGCAUGAGUUGUAUGAUCACAUUGCAGCAGAUGACAGAUUCACCAAAUGUAUCAGCAUCGGGCCGAUUUCCAAGGUGAUUAACAUGUUGGUCCGUUGGCAUGUGGAUGGCUCAGAAUCUUCUGUCUUCAAGGAGCAUGUUGAACGCAUCCCUGACUAUCUUUGGUUGGGUUUGGAUGGAAUGAAAAUGCAGGGUACUAACGGCUCUCAGCUGUGGGACACGGCAUUUGCUGUUCAGGCCUACCUUGAGGCUGGAGCUCACCACAGAAAGGAGUUUCAGAAUCGUCUGGAGAAAGCACAUGAAUUUCUACGGAUCUCCCAGAUUCCAGAUAAUCCGCCUGACUACAAGAAAUUUUAUCGGCAGAUGAACAAGGGUGGAUUCCCAUUUAGCACACGUGACUGUGGCUGGAUUGUGGCAGAUUGUACAGCUGAGGGCCUGAAGUCUGUCAUGUUAUUGCAGGAAAAAUGCCCUUUUUUAACAGAUCUUGUCCCUCCAGGCAGGAUGCGGGAUGCUAUUGAUGUGUUACUCAGCAUGCGCAAUUCAGACAAUGGGUUUGCUACAUACGAGACCAAACGUGGGGGGCGCCUGCUGGAAUUUAUCAAUCCCUCUGAGGUGUUUGGGGACAUCAUGAUUGAUUACACCUAUGUGGAGUGCACAUCUGCUGUAAUACAGGCACUUAAACAUUUCCAAGCACAGGACCCAGUCUACAGAGCACAGGAAAUCAGAGAGACCCUACAGAAAGGACUGGAUUAUUGUCGCUUAGUACAGAGACAAGAUGGUUCCUGGGAAGGGUCCUGGGGUGUGUGCUUUACGUAUGGAAUUUGGUUUGGUCUGGAGGCCUUUGCUUGCAUGGGACAUACAUACCAGGAGGGUUGCCCUGAAAUAAUCCGUGCCUGCAGUUUCCUUCUGUCACAUCAAAUGGAAGAUGGUGGAUGGGGUGAAGAUUUUGAAUCCUGUGAACAGAGAAAAUAUGUUCAGAGUGCAAGCUCUCAGAUACACAACACUUGCUGGGCCCUGAUGGGUCUGAUGGCUGCCAGGUUCCCUGAUGUUGCUGUUUUGGAGAGAGGUGUCCGACUUUUACUGGAUAAACAGCUCAGUAAUGGGGACUGGCCACAGGAGAAUAUCUCAGGAGUGUUUAACAAGAGCUGUGCAAUCAGUUACACAUCAUAUCGGAAUAUAUUUCCCAUCUGGACCCUUGGCCGUUUCUCCCAUCUGCACCCAGAGAGCUCUUUGGCUGGACUCCUCAAGAACUGAUUUUUUCCACCAGAGCGGAACUUACAUACAGCUCUGUGACUGCUUCCUCCAUUUUUUUGUGCCUCUUGUCACAUCGACAGCUCCCUUUAUUAAUUCCGACAUCUUCAUUAUUUUGUGUUUAUAUAGCAGCGAUUCUUUUAACUCAAAUCCAUUCACAUUAUGUGCUGCUGUUUACAAAAUACCUAAUGAUGUGAUCUGAGAACUAAUGGAAUACAUUCCAAUGUGUUGAGUUAUAUGCUAUUUUAUAAAUUAAUGUUAAUAAUAUAGAUAAUUGUACAAUUGUAUAGCUGAAAAUAAAGACAUUUUUCUGUGAA
Molecule: messenger RNA, 2595 nt
Organism: Xenopus laevis (African clawed frog)
Lineage: Eukaryota; Metazoa; Chordata; Amphibia; Anura; Pipidae
Gene: lss.S
Product: lanosterol synthase (2,3-oxidosqualene-lanosterol cyclase) S homeolog
Exons: 22
Coding region: 89-2281 (730 amino acids)
Biological process (GO): triterpenoid biosynthetic process; cholesterol biosynthetic process
Cellular component (GO): endoplasmic reticulum membrane; lipid droplet
Molecular function (GO): intramolecular transferase activity; lanosterol synthase activity
Source: RefSeq, a predicted model, not a curated record